UGGUAGGUACAUAGCGCCAUCUUUUGAAAGACUGUCAAACUACGCGUUUUUCUUUCAGCUUUCAUUUCGCAGUAAAACACAACUGAAAAGGAAAAGCUCGAGAAAAACUAAGUCAAAAAUGUCCUUUGUAAAUUAAGAAUGUAUUAUCAGACUUUAAUAAAGUACGAGAAAACUUUUAAUAUUUUUACUGGCAGACUCGAUGUUUAUCAUAGAUAUUUUUACUUUGUAGAAGCUUUUAUCCAAACACAGCCCACAGGUGACCUACCAUACCACAACCCAAUUUCAUUGAUCCUGAUAAGCUCUGAAGGUCACCUUGAAAGAGCGGGAAAGCUCAAACCGCGGCGAUUGAGAGUUGAGAUCGUACACAUAAUUUUGGGUGCAUGUUUGCCGGCACGUUGCACCGCGUAAUGAGAAGCGUUAAAAAGGAUUUCAUAACGUUGCGUGCGGCUUGUCUGGAAUAAGUCUUUGCCUGGUGGUUGUCCCCGCAAAGAAAAAGUUUAAAUUCUCCAGUUUUCGGUCAGGAUCGCGUUUACGCUACCUUUAUUGUGGUGAAUAAAAAUUAAUAAGUUCAAUUAAGUACAUACUUAAUUAAAGUUUUAAUUUAAGUUAUUAGUGAAAAUGGAUGUGCCGGCGAAAGGAAAUAUAUUCGAGCGGAUAAUCUCCGCUCGCUACAUACUCGCCGUGCUUGGCUCCAUCGGCAUGGCGAUAGUGUAUGGACUCAAAGUGAACCUAUCCGUCGCUUUGGUGGGCAUGCUCAACCACACGGCGAUUAAGCUCAACGAACACGCGGCGCCUGAACAUGGAAUUCAUAAUGUAACUGUGCUCGCGGAGGUCGAAUGUGAACCUCCAGAAAGCUCUGGGCAUGCUAAGGAGGCAGAUGGACCUUUCCUCUGGUCAUCCCAAAUUCAGGGCAUUAUCCUCAGCUGCUAUUUUUGGGGCUACUUCGUCUCGCAGAUUCCCGGUGCCCGUGUCGCUGAAUUGUUCUCCGCCAAAUGGGUGAUGUUCUUCAGUGUGUCCAUCAACGUAGUAUGCACGCUUCUGACACCGGUGAUGGCUGAAGCCCACUACGUAGCAGUGGUUAUCAUGAGGAUCGGGGAAGGAAUUGGAGGGGGAGUAACGUUUCCCGCAAUGCACGUGCUACUAUCGAAAUGGGCGCCGCCGGCUGAACGCAGCGUGAUGGCAGCUUUGGUGUACGCUGGCACUUCUUUGGGCACUGUCUGUUCUAUGCUGAUGGCUGGAGUGUUAACUGCUAACCUUGGAUGGGAGAGCGUAUUCUACGUGAUGGGUGGGCUAUCCUGCCUCUGGUGCGCUUUGUGGGUGUGGCUGGUGCAGGAUACCCCGCAACAGCAGCCGUUCAUCAGCAAGGAGGAGCGAGAGCUGAUCGUCACCUCGCUCGGCGGGAAAACCGAUGAUCAUGAUGAGCACAAGAAAUUGCCAGUGCCGUGGAAAGCAGUGUUGACAUCGGGCCCCUUCCUGGCCAUCCUGGUGGCGCACGCGUGCUCCAACUGGGGCUGGUACAUGCUGCUCAUUGAACUGCCCUUCUACAUGAAGCAAGUGCUCAAGUUUAAUAUGGCGGAGAACGCCGCAGCCACAGCUCUUCCCUUCCUCUCGUUAUGGUUCUUCAGUAUUGCUCUCAGCAAGACCUUGGACUGGCUUCGCGGCAAGUCUCACAUCACCACAACCACUGCUAGGAAAGUUGGCACAUUUUUCGCUUCAGUGGUGCCGGCAGUGUGCCUGCUGUCGCUGUGCUACGUGGGCUGCAACCGCGGCGUGGCCGUGGCGCUCACCGCGCUCGGCGUCACCGCCAUAGGCGGCAUGUUCUGCGGCUUCCUCUCCAACCACAUCGACAUCGCGCCUAACUUCGCUGGCACUCUGAUGGCGAUUACCAACACGGUAGCUACAGUCCCGGGCAUCAUCGUACCUAUUUUCGUAGGUUUCUUGACCCAUGGCAAUCAAACGAUAUCAGCAUGGCGUGUGAUCUUCUUCGUAACUAUCGGUUUGUACGCAAUCGAGAUAGUGGUGUACACGAUAUUCGGCUCCGGCGAGCAGCAGCCCUGGAAUAAUGCUGUCGAGACUCAAGGUGGCAACCCUGAGGAGAAACCACUGAAGAAUGAGACUGACAAAAAUGAACAGGUUCCUGUUUAAACUACGGCUAUGUAUAUGUAGUUUUGCGCACUUAUUUAUAAUUUUAUAAUUAUUAUUUUUAAAAGCUGUAGCUAGGUAUUUUAACUUAAGAAUUAAAAAAAAUGCUUUUGUCGUUAUAUUUUUGAUAUUUUUAGUUAAACUAAUUAUUAUUAUUUUAAUCAUGUAGUUGGUUAUGACGCUAAAUCAAUGUCUGCCAGAACUUAGUCAAUCAAAUCUAAAAUGUAUGAAUGUAGAAUUAAGUUGAAAUAAGUACUUAUUAUGAUGAUAAUUAAAAAAAAAAAACCUAUUAUGAGCCAAGAAUCUCUUAUUUAAGAUAGUUAAUAUUACGGACGGAACUGUAAAAAAAUGUACAGUAGCUGGCAAGAAAUAUUGUACAUCGACCUAUAGAAUGAGAUUUCGGCUUUGUAGAGCGUUGUCUCUGUCACUCAUACCUAUGUGACGUUG
Messenger RNA from Maniola jurtina (meadow brown), 2589 nucleotides. It is a transcript of the gene MFS3, whose product is annotated as sialin. Bases 619 to 2145 code for a protein of 508 amino acids. The record is from RefSeq and is a predicted model, not a curated record. The transcript has 11 exons. Gene Ontology annotation, molecular function: transmembrane transporter activity. NCBI's taxonomy places the organism in Eukaryota, Metazoa, Arthropoda, Insecta, Lepidoptera, Nymphalidae. Gene Ontology annotation, biological process: monoatomic anion transport; transmembrane transport.